Pimephales promelas (fathead minnow) is the source of this 873-nucleotide messenger RNA. NCBI's taxonomy places the organism in Eukaryota, Metazoa, Chordata, Actinopteri, Cypriniformes, Leuciscidae. The record is from RefSeq and is a predicted model, not a curated record.
GUGAAGAGGCCAGCAGGCAUGGGGAGCAUCCUGAAUCGCAUCGGGAGCAAAAAGCAGAAGAUGAGCACUUUGGAGAAGUCUAAGAUGGACUGGGAUGCCUUUAAAUCAGAGGAGGGCAUCGCAGACGAGCUGGCAAUCCAUAAUCGAGGCAAAGAAGGGUACGUGGAGCGGAAGAACUUCUUAGAGAGAGUGGACUUGCGGCAGUUUGAGCUGGAGAAGAGCGUCCGUCUGAACAACAUGAAACGGUGACAAGAGGAAAGAGCACAUUCACUGAUCACAACACAGACUGUCCCAUAUUCACAUUCGCCCUGCACACACUGUCGGUUUUUCAACAUUUUUUCAGAUCCCUGGCCUGUAACAGUCCUGCAAAAACAGGUCUGCCUUCACAAUUAAAUGUUUGCUCACCAUCUUUUUCUUCUACAAUUCCUUUGUCCGAUAUUGCAUGUCGUCUUCAACAUGAAAGUGAAACUGCUCAAGAUGUUAGUCUUCCUCAGAAACCCCAUUUUACAAUCCGCUGAAGUACGUCAGACACACCUAACAUUCAAUGAGAGUGACAUUAAUGGGGAAGAAAACCUCAUUAAGAUCCUCAGAUAAGGGUUUUCAGCUUAAACUGAAUUAUUCGGCAUAAUUCAUAUCUUUGUUCUGACGGUUAGGCUUUUCGUAAUAUUAACGGCCAUCCUAUUCAGGAAAAUUGUUCUUUUAUUUGAUGGUUAAAUGGAAGGGCGCAUUUGUCUUUUGUUUUUUCUUCAUGUAUACUUAGUGUUGUCUUGAAUUUAUUUGUAUGGGAAUUACCCGCCGUCGUUUUAAUAGUGUUUCACUGUUUGACAGGAAUAAAUCAUGUCAGUUGGUUUGGACACUUUCUUUUUAAAUGAA